GUCCCCGGUGCCCAGCUGUCAGUCUGUGAAGAGUGACCGGUCCAUGGAGGGUCCUCGUAAUUUUGCUGGUGGACAGCCUGUCCCUUCUCCAAGUGAGCUGUCAGAGCUCCAGUCCAGCUCUGCAGUGUGUGAGCAGAUGAGCCAGCAGAGACUCUGCCAGCAGUCCAAGGUUGUAGAUGCUUCACUCCCGUGCUCCAAUGAUCAGGACCCGGAAACAGAAAAUAAGAAAUGUGCACAAAGAGUCCAAGAGAACCUGAAAUCCUGUCUGAAGAAGAAGUUUGAGUGCAUAUUUGAAGGGGUUGCAAAGUCAGGAAAACACACCCUCCUCAACAAUAUUUACACAGAGCUCUACAUCAUAGAGGGGGACUGUGAUGGGGUUAAUAAUGAACACGAGGUGUGGCAGAUUGAGACAGCAUCCAGGACACAGACCACACAAGACACUGCAAUACACUGCAAUGACAUCUUUAAACCCUUACCUGGACAAGAGAAACCCAUCAAAAUUGUGCUGACGAAGGGGAUCGCUGGCAUUGGAAAAACAGUCUCUGUGCAGAAGUUCAUUCUGGACUGGGCAGAAGGAAAAGCCAAUCAGGAUAUUCAUUUCGUGUUUGUUCUUCCUUUUCGGGAGCUGAACUUGAUUAAUGAUGAACAGUACAGUCUGCUUGGGCUUCUGCAUGUCUUCCACCCUGAAACGAGAGGGAUUGAUAACAUUGAGUCUGAUGUUGACAAAGUUUUGUUCAUCUUUGAUGGUCUAGAUGAAAGCAAACUUCCCUUAAAUUUCCAACACAACGAGGUAUUGUCCGAUGUAACAAACACAUCCUCAGUGGAUGUGCUGCUGACAAACCUCAUUAAGGGGAAUCUGCUUCCUUCUGCUCUCCUAUGGAUCACCUCCCGGCCAGCAGCAGCCAAUCAGAUCUCUCCUGAAUACAUCCACCGGCUGACAGAGGUACAAGGGUUCAAUGACUCACAGAAGGAGGAGUACUUCAGGAAGAGAUUCAGUGAUGAGAACCAGGCCAGCAGAAUUAUCUCUUACAUGAAAUCAUGCAGGAGUCUCUACAUCAUGUGUCACAUACCAGUCUUCUGUUGGAUUUCUGCAACUGUUCUGGAGCAACUGUUGGGUGAAGCUGACUGUGGAGAAAUCCCUAAAACUCUGACUGGAAUGUACACCCACUUCCUGCUCAUUCAGUCCAGCAUCAAGAAUCAGAAGUAUCAGGGAAGAAAUGAGACAGAUCCACAAAAGCUUCUGGGGCUGGAUAAAGACAUGAUUCUGAAACUGGGGCAGCUGGCUUUUCAACACCUGGAAGAUGGCACUCUCAUGUUCUAUGAAGAGGACCUGAGAAAGUGUGGCAUUGAUGUCACUCAAGCGUCAGUGUACUCUGGGGUGUGCACAGAAAUCUUUAAAGAGGAGUCUGUGCUGUAUCAGAAGAAAGUGUACUGCUUUGUGCAUCUGAGCAUCCAGGAGUACCUGGCUGCGUUGUAUGUACUUCACUCAUAUGUAGUCAAGAAUGUAAAUACAUUGACAGGAUUUUCAAGUAAAAAGUUUCUAUUUUUCAAUCAGUCAAUCUAUGAAUUGCACAAGGCAGCUGUUCAGAAGGCCCUGCAGAGUAAGAAUGGGCACCUGGACCUUUUCCUGCGAUUCCUUAUUGGCCUCUCACUGGAUUCCAAUCAGAACCUUCUCAAAGGCGCUCUGACACAGACAGGAAGUAACUCAGAGAGCAUCAAGAAAACAAUCCAGUACAUCAAAGAGUUGAAGAGGGAGGAUUCCUCCCCAGAGAGGUGCAUCAAUCUGUUCCACUGUCUGGCUGAACUGAAUGAUGAUUCAUUUGUGAAGGAGGUCCAAACGUACCUGAGCUCAGCAAGUCAUGAAAGGAUCUCACCUGUGCACUGCUCUGCCCUAGCCUAUAUGCUCCUGAUGUCAGAGGAGGUGCUGGAUGAGUUUGACCUGAGGAAAUACAACACCUCAGACGAGGGGCGCAGGAGACUGGUUCCAGCUGUGAGGUGCUGCAGAAAGGCUCUGUGA
Messenger RNA from Megalops cyprinoides (Indo-Pacific tarpon), 2017 nucleotides. Its product is annotated as NLR family CARD domain-containing protein 3-like. The record is from RefSeq and is a predicted model, not a curated record. The coding region runs from base 44 to 2017 and encodes 657 amino acids. The transcript is spliced from 4 exons. Lineage: Eukaryota; Metazoa; Chordata; Actinopteri; Elopiformes; Megalopidae.